Messenger RNA from Phasianus colchicus (ring-necked pheasant), 6306 nucleotides. It is a transcript of the gene RAD1, whose product is annotated as RAD1 checkpoint DNA exonuclease. The record is from RefSeq and is a predicted model, not a curated record. Gene Ontology annotation, cellular component: nucleus; checkpoint clamp complex. Lineage: Eukaryota; Metazoa; Chordata; Aves; Galliformes; Phasianidae. Gene Ontology annotation, biological process: DNA damage checkpoint signaling; DNA repair.
CUCCGCCGGGGCCCGCCAUGCCUUUUUCCACACAGUCGCCUGCCAGUAGCGAGCAGUAUGUCCUGACGGCCAGCCUGGACAACGCCCGCAAUUUGUCCAGCCUCCUCAGGGCCGUCCACUUCCAGGAUCACGCCACUUGCUUCGCCACAGCCAACGGCCUUCGGGUGACCGUGGAGGAUGCUAAAUGCAUUCAGGCCAAUGCUUUUAUCCAGGCAGAAAUUUUUCAGGAAUUUCAUGUUCAGGAAGAAUCAGUGAUGUUCCGAAUCAAUCUGGCAGUUCUUCUUGACUGCUUGACCAUUUUUGGUGCCAGUUCUUUGCCAGGAACAUCAACAGCUCUUCGGAUGUGUUACCGUGGUUAUGGCAAUCCCUUGAUGUUGUUCUUAGAAGAAGGAGGAGUAGUGACAGUGUGCAGAAUUAACACUCAAGAACCUGAGGACUUGUUAGACUUUAAUUUCUGCAGUACCAACGUCAUCAAUAAAAUUAUCCUGCAGUCAGAGGGGCUGCGAGAAGCAUUUUCUGAACUUGAUAUGACCAGUGAAGUUCUGCAGAUUACCAUGUCUCCAGAAAAACCAUAUUUCAGGUUAUCCACUUUUGGAAAUGCAGGAAGUGCACAUCUGGACUAUCCCAAGGAUUCAGAUUUAAUGGAAGCAUUCCACUGUAACCAAACCCAGACAAACAGGUACAAGAUUUCUUUGCUUAAACCAUCUACAAAGGCACUGGCUUUAUCUUGUAAAGUCUCCAUUCGAACUGAUAACCGAGGAUUUCUUUCACUGCAGUAUAUGAUUAGGAAUGAAGAUGGACAGAUCUGUUUUGUAGAAUACUAUUGUUGCCCCAAUGAGGAAAUCACUGAAGCAGAAUUGUAGUUGCAUAUUCUGAUUCUAGUGUCUGUAUUAUAUUUAUGAAUAUAUGAAGUGUUGUAUGUUUAUAAUACUGAUUGAAAUCUGUAAAGAGAGAUUGGUAAUAUGUAUUUUUUUUACAGCUGUGGGAUUAAAAAUAAGAAGUCUUCUUUCAUAAAUUUCCCUGCCACUGUUUCUCAGCCUUGACACACAAAAAAAGCAGAAAGUAGUAUUAAUCUUCAAAAGUCACAGAUACCAUACACGUUAAAACUGUCUCCUUGUAAUAUGCUGCUGUCAUUUACAGCACUGUCCAAGCAUUUUUGUUUGUGUUUUGGCUUUUCUGGCUUUGUGGUAUGGCUUGUUCUAAGCAAUUACAGAAGGGGAAGUGUGAGUAUUAGCUGUAUGUUAAACAGCCAGUUAAUUUCCAAUUACCUAAUUUGUCAUUCUCUUGAAAGAGAAUGACAUUUUCAGUUUCAUUUCAUAAUAGCAGCAGGUACCUUCUUUUUACAAACACUGACAUGGUGUUUUGGUAAAACUAAUGGGCUUCUCAUCAUAGAAUCAUAGAAUGGCUUGGGUUGGAAGGGACCUCUGGGAUCAUCAAGUUCUAACCCCCCACUACAGGCAGGGUUACCAACUGUUAGAUUAAGUACCAGAGCAGAUUGCCCAGGGCCCCAUCUAACCUGGCCUAAAACACCUCCAGGUAUGCAUUCAUGUUAUACUCAUGUUAUGUUUUUCUUCAACCAGAUCCUGGGUCCUACUCAGCAGGGCUGCUCUCAAGGAGUUCUUCCAGUUUGUAUACACAUCUGGGGUUACCUCAAACCAAGUGGAAAACCUUGCAGUUUGCUUUUUUGAACCUUGUUAGUUUCACAAAGGCACACUUUUCAAGUUGAUCGAGUUCCCUCUUGAGGGCAUUCCUUCCUUCUGCUGUAUCAACUGCACCCCUCAGCUUGGUGUCAUCAGCAAACUUGCUGAGGUUACACUCAGUUGGGAUGUGUACCCUGUGCCAGGUGUGCUGCAGUCAUAGUGCAGCAGUCACUGGGUUCACAGUGUUCUGUCCCUUCUCCUCCAGAGAUGGUGGCAGUGCAGUCCCAAGCACACAAAAUUCCACCAUAUAUUCCAUUAGCUUGCAAUCCGAGAGCAUGCACAGGGAUAGCAUCUGAAUUCAUUUUAGAGUGUUUGGUCCCCCUGCUCUGGCUUUGGUAUUGUCCCUACUGGCACUAGAAUGCUCACAGUGAAGAACAGUGAAGAACAGAGAUGCAGUGCAUGCUGACAGAAUUGUUAUGCUGCUCCUUUCUUAUCCGUGUUGCAUUUCCUUUGCCUAAUUCAGGGAAAUGCAGAACCUUGUAAGCCAUCAUCCCCAGGAGACAGAAGAGAUUCAGGUCCUGGUUUAGCGUAAUUACUGUUGGCUCAUUUAUCUGAAUGAGCAACCUGGGAGGAAGGCAGCAUAUGCACAUCUUCCUCUUCCAGAUGACUCACAUCUCCAUCUUAGUUCUGCAUUCACUACCUCAUCCAACAAUACUUUGGUGCAGGACUCCAUGAACAAAGCCACCUUGGAGAUUUUUCAGCCAUUCUUCAAGCUGUUCCCCCAAAUCCAUGACAGAGAGCUGCAAGAAAAAGAUUACUGUGUGCAAGGGAGUUGGCCACCCAUACCAGUGCCCAUGAGCAGCCAUGGUCCAGGUCAGAUCUUGUGGGGCCACAGCUCUGCCAGAGGCACAUGAGUAGACAUUGGGCUUCCCAGCAUCCUGCCUGGAGGCUGGCAGAAGGGAUGUUUAAAGUUCCUGAUGAACUUAGAAGCCUCUUGCUCCUAUAAGACAGUGGGCUAGUCCAAAAAUGAGCAAGCUAGCAGAAAGCAGAAGUCAUCAAAGAAAACCGUGCAUUUACAGAAUUAGUUUAUGUAUUUGUAUGUUGUGGAUUUUACCCUGUAAGUACCAAUAGAUUAUAGUGCUUUUAUACAACAACAGAAGUAGCAAGCUGCAAUGAUUCUGCUUGCUUGAAGAGCAGCAGACACUCAAGCAGAUGCUUUUCUUCUAGCCAUUUGCACACAAUCUCUGCAGUCCCAAGACCAGAGGAGUGAAUGUUUAGGUUCACAGGUGUUCCCCCGGGGGCUGUACUUAUGGCCCAGGUCAGGCUACUCCUGCCCACGUUGAACCUUCCCAGCAGGGAAAGCACCAGGUGCUGUGAGGUUGGGGUUUGCACUGCUGGAAGCUCACUUUGCAGAAUGCUGGGCAGUCUAUACAGAGGAAAGGAGUAGGGCUGUCCUGUAGGAGCUAAGGGUGCUUUUACCUCUUCAUGGCGCUGAGGGGCGCAUUCCCUGCAAGCAGCCACAAUCCAGGUGUGCACCAGUGAUUGCAGACAAGCGGUGCUGCCCAUAGAUGCCUGUGGAAUGGGCUGGAGCUGGUAUUGGAGGCCCCUUCUCCCUGCUGCAGACUAUGCCCUGGUGCUGCAGAGAUGAGACGCAGUGUGCCAAGCUGCAGAGUCUGCUGCUUCAAAACCCAGGCAGGGCACCAGUGGAAAGAGCCGUGACACAGCCUGGGCUUGCAUGCUGUGGUGGCUGUGCCAUGGCCAUGCUCCUCGGAGCAGCCAGGCACAGGUUAAUGCCAGGACACUCUGCAGCUGAGGUCCUGGGUGGUAGCACUGAACCAGCAAGGAGAGGGACUGGGAAGAGGAGGCACAGAAGGGUGCUGGGUGCACAGAGCUGCACAUUGACCCUUUCAGGACUACAAGCCCAAGCUGGGAAAUCAUGUAGGGCAUACUCCGAUUUGGAGAGGAACACAAUGCAAGUCACAUUGGCCAAAGCAUGUGAAGAAGAGAGUCUCACUUCCAUAUCCUCCAGCAGGUUUAAAACCACUACAGGUGUCAUGCAGCCCUGUCUGGUACUGCAGGGCUUCCAGGAUCCGCUGCAAGCCCCACUGCUUCCCCCACACUGCAGCCUCUCAGCUGGCACCCAGCUCUGCAACAUCUGCACAGCUGUGCCAAGCCAAACUGCUCAGCACAGCACUGCUGCCUUAGGAGCUAAAACCCAGAGGAGCUAUUUCUAGGGCUGAGGGCAGCCCAGACCUCUGUGUUUUGAGCCUUCCUUCCCUAGAACUCUCCAGCUGGAAGGGGCUCAGCAGAGAAGGUUUUAUCUUUGUCUCUUCCUUAUGGUUUUGUUAGGAAAAUGCAGCUUAAUCCAGCGCUCUUCUUGCUUCCCAGCCUUUUUUUUUCAGGGAUACAAAAGCAGACAAACACUUUUGGACAGGGCUUUGGCACAUGGACGGCACUUGGUGCUAGAUGAACACUCGGGCUGUCAGCACAGCCACCACUGGGGGGCGCUUUAGUUCAGCUCGAAGGGCAGAGCAGCCACGUGGCAGCAGAGCCCGCGGCCGGACACAGCUGGCUGGGUGCUGCUCGCCUCCGAGGGCGGCCAGAGGCAGGCGCCAUCCCGCAGCCCUGCUCCUAGCAGCAGAGCUCCUGGAAGUGAUGAGGUCAGUGAGCUGUGCCUGUUUCCAAUCUUCAGCUGCUGGUAGGAGGCCCCAUUACCAACCGUCUGAGCAUUUCAGGCUGGUGGAAAAUGUAAGGGGAGGGCCAGCACCAGGAACCUGGACAGAGCAGCAUUUGAGGUUUUUAAAUCAUGGACUGAAAAAUUGAUGACUGUGUAAAUAUCUGUGUUAAACUCAUCAAACAGCGGCCUGCCAGAGCAGCCAAAGGCUUGUACACCGUGAUGUGUUGCCUUAAGAUGCUUCAGGAAUGACACGCUGUAUCACAGACAUACUAUACUCUCCUGAAGCCAACGCUGGGACAGGACUUGGCAUUUUCAGGACUAAAUGCACAAACCUGAACCACUUGUACAAAGGGGCAAAUCUCAUGUCAGUGAGAUGCUGUUCCACAAUCCCAUCACUGAGUUUGUGAGAUAGAGGCUGCCAUUUCUCUUAGAAAACCUUCUGUCCCAUGGUAUCACAGCACAGGAGAACAUGGCCCUUUACAGGUAUCUGACAAAGUGCUCCACUUGCCAGACAGUCUGCAGCAGGAGCUUUCUGCAGCACAUCUUGAACCUCUUUAAAUAGGGGAAACUUACUAACACAGCUUUGAAUUCCUUUUAGCUGCAGUUCACCAUGGCAUGUAAUUCUAAGAAUGGUAUUAACAAUCAUUUUCAUAAAAAGAGAGUUGUUAUUGUCCAGAAAAGAAAACAAAAAGUAUGGUUACAGUCUGUGUUUAGUAUCUCUUACUUAUUUCCAGAUGGAUUCAAAUAGGCAGAUGUAAGAAAUUUGGGACAUUCAUUUCUAUGAGGUGUUUUGCUAGGGGCUGGCUCGAGCUCACAAGUUUAACUGCUGACCCACAUUUAGAGAACAAGACCAUUGAAAGUUUCAAGGUAAUCAAACUCUGGAUCUGUUGCUUGACAUUAAAUGCAGUGCACUUUUACUGCUCUGUGCGGCAGAUCAAAACCAGAGCACACAGAGGAUUUAAGCCACUGAUCUGGCUUCAAACCUUGCACCAGUUCAUAUUUGUUCGGAAAAUAGUACUCAGUUUUAUGCCUGUGUCUGCAGAAUUUGUGCUGGGUUACAUCAUGUCUGUCUAUGCCGUUGCUUUGUGCCUCACACACAGCUCCUCCAGGACCCUUCCUACCCGUUUCUUCCACACCCUGCACAAUGGCCUGCAGUGCAGCUGCUGGGCUGCCAGCAGUGGCAAACAGCUGAAAGCACCAGAGGCUGCUCCCGCUCCAGGCCCUGCCCCACAGCGGGAGGUGUGACCUUACUAAUCCAUCAGCAAUCAGCAAUUAAAUCAUUAAUAUACAAUGUGAAAUGACUCAAAUCUGGCCUGCCAGGUGAUCUCACUGUACUUAUUCUGUACAGCAGUCUCACUUUCAGCACUCUUGUUCAAAAGAAAUACACUACUAAGAAGCUUAGAGAAAUUUUGUACACAGUCAAAAGAGCUACUUGACCCUCAGGAUACUGCAAAACAUGGUGCAAUUCCUGCCAUUUAUGUGGCUUGCCCUGAGACAAAAAGACAUAAUUAGCAAGUUAGUUACUGAAAAAACUUAUUUUUCCAAUAAAGCUUGAGUGAGAGAUGAUAAAAAGAGUAUCAGUCAAUCCUGAUAUGUACAGAGAAGUUCACAUACACAGAUAUGCAUGUGCACACCCAUACAGACAUGCCCACAAAUACAUUUCCACUGUAGUUCUGUGUACUGAGCAAAGCACCAAGCGAUAAAGGAGAGAUGGGGGGCCUCACCCACCUCUGACACUUGUCUAAGGUCUUUUUAAACCCAUGAUUCUGUGAAUGCGUCCAGUGUUGAAUGGGAGAACUGUAUUAGUUAAGCAGGAUAUGAAUGUGAGAGAGAACUCUGAGCCUAUCAAUCCAACACAAGGCACAAUCUGCCAAACUGGUUGCACAGGGUUUGGAGUGGAUUCUGUUCCACCAAACAGCUUAGAGUUAAUUGCAAAGUUGCAAAUUCAAGGGGCACAUCUGAUAGUUAUUUAAACAUAGAAUAUAGGAC